This is a messenger RNA of Alternaria incomplexa, 1191 nucleotides long. RefSeq lists its product as uncharacterized. The coding region runs from base 1 to 1191 and encodes 396 amino acids. The record is from RefSeq and is a predicted model, not a curated record. The transcript has 2 exons. Lineage: Eukaryota; Fungi; Ascomycota; Dothideomycetes; Pleosporales; Pleosporaceae.
AUGGCCAAAUCCAAGACCCUUACCAAGAAGGUUGAGAAGGCGCCCGAGGCGCCGCUCACUACCAAAGCCACGAAUGGCACGCCCUACCAGCUCGACCCGUCGCAAGUCGAGCGCGCGGCCAAAGCGCUCGUUGCGCACAUGAAGAAACACGUCGAGGACAAGAAGGAGGAAGCACCCAAGAAGAGCUUGGCGGCCGAUGAGGACGAGGCGGAAGAGGUCGACGAGCCCAUCUUUCUCAGUCUGGCGACGAAGAAGCAGAUUGGCAACACCAAGAGCAUGAAGCCUCUGGCAAUCAAGCUACCCCAUCCCAUCAUUGCAAGCGAUGUACGGAUAUGCAUCUUCACCAAAGACCCGCAAAGAGCGUACAAAGACCUCGUCGCAUCCGACGCUUUCCCGGCCGCCCUUCGCGGAAAGGUACAGCGCGUGCUCGGUGUAGACAAGCUGAAGAAGCGAUACAAGGCAUUCGAGCAGAAGCGCGCGCUUCUCGCCGAGUACGAUGUUUUCAUGGUCGACGAUCGAAUUAUCAAGAUUGUCGCAGAGUGCCUCGGCAAAGUCUUCUACAAGAGCAAGUCAAAGCGCCCGAUCCCAAUUCGCCUUACUGCUGGCGCAUACAUCGACAAGAGCGCAAAGAAGGACAAGGAUGCGAAGGAGUCCCAGAAUGUAGUCGGCACACCGCAAGGUGUAGCAAAGGAGAUUGAGUCUGCUCUCAACUCGACCUACCUCAGCAUGAGCCCCUCCGCCAACACAUCUAUCAAGGUCGCCAACCUCUCCAUGACCCCUCAACAGAUUACGGAGAACACUGCCGCUGUCGUGUCCGAAGUCGUUAACAAGCACGUCGGUCAGGGCUGGCGCAACAUCCGCAGUCUGCACGUCAAAGGUCCCGCGACCAAGGCCCUGCCCAUCUGGCUCGCUGACGAACUAUGGACUGAGUCUGAGCAAAUCCUUGAAGGACCGUACCACAAGGCCAUCACAGAGGGCACACCAAAGGGCAAGUCUGCAGAGCGCAAGAGAAAGUGGGAUGAGUGGGAGGAGGAGAUGCUCGACGAUGAAGAGCUUGCUGCGAAGCAGGCCAGGAGAGAGGCCAAGAAGGCUAAGAAGACAGAGAAGAAGAGCUCCAUCAGCAAGGAGAAGCGGAAAGCAAUGAAGCAAGAGGCACUCCAGUCGGUACAGACACCGUUGAUCGCUGGUUGA